Capsaspora owczarzaki ATCC 30864 is the source of this 1774-nucleotide messenger RNA. RefSeq lists its product as hypothetical. The transcript has a single exon. The record is from RefSeq and is a predicted model, not a curated record. The annotation marks the transcript as partial. Lineage: Eukaryota; Filasterea; Ministeriida; Capsasporidae.
AUGCCUGGCGCCGUGGCCUCCCCGAUGGACACAUCAGGCGGUCCCGCCAACGCCGCGCAUCCAGCGGACCUGGACGCAACCGCUCAACCCCGCGCGCCGCAGCAAGUGUUGAUCACCAAUUUCAUGGCGCCUUCAGCUGCUCCUGCUGCCGCCGCCCCCUCCACCGCCCUCGCUCCCCCGAGCUCGAGUGCAAACCUCUCUCAACAACAGCAUCCCAGCUCCCAGCCCACCGCGGCGAGCUCGAACGCUGCGUCGUCCUCGCACGCGGCGCCCUCAAUGAGCUACGCCAGCGCAGCCUCCCGCCGAACAACGGUUGACCAUGGAGGCCUCGUACCUCCCUUGGACUUUACGUCCCUGCCGGAGUUCUACAAGGAUACCGUGUUCAAAAUCUACAAGAGAGAACAUCCCACUCUGGAUCUGACCGCGCUUGCCAAUGCUGCUCGCUCCCAAUUCAACCCCCAGCCCAUCAUUAUCGAGAGGGCUGCUUACUUCCUUUUCACGGUGACUCGAGCGGAUCACGCUAGCACCCUCGCCUUAAGCGGCAUUACGGUUGGCAAGGCCACCAUCAGGCCGUCCACACCUGUUUUCACCUUUCAGGUCCAUUUCCGCAACUACCCAUAUGCCACUCCUGCAGAGAACCUCUGCAAGAUGUUCUCCAAGGCUUUGGGAAUCAACUUCUCUGAGCUCAAGUUCACCCUUACCAAAGACGGGUUCAACGACGGCUCCGGGCACCUGGUGGCCUUCGGCGACGAGUCGCAGCUGAAGGAGUAUGCCAAGCGAGUUCCCUAUUCCAUCGCCAUCGGCAAAGAUGACCAUGUCUUCCUCUCCUGCAAAAACCAACUGCAUGGCUGCUGCUACUGCAAGACCACCGAGCACACCAGAGAAAAGUGCACCCAGGCCCCGGCGUGUAGCUGGUGCCUCGGCAAGGGCCUCUCCGGCCACCACAACCCCAGGUUCUGCAGCCACAACCCCAGCAAGCUCAAGAGGAAGCGCGGCUCUCGUUCCAGCGCGCACCCCCAGCGCACUGCUCACGCUGUCUCCGCGAGCCAAUCAUCUCAGCCGUCGACCUCAGCGUCGGCCACGAGCACCUCAAGCCUCGCACCAUCUCAAUCCAUUGCGCAGGCUCUUCUCUCCUCUGCGACCGCUCCUGGCGCUGCCUCUAACGUAGCAGCCCGUCAGGCCGCAUCAUCUCCCUCCUCUGCCGCGCCUGCUGCCGCGGCUCCGGCACCGUCGGCUGCUGGCCCUUCUGCUCCCUCGGGUGCGCCUGCCUCUGCGUCUGGCCCCUCCCGCACGGCUGCGCCCACGGCCCCAGCUGCCGCACCAGCCGACUCGGACGCUGCGCGCAUUCGUGCAAACUCGACCGGCGCUGCAGUGGCCCACCCCAGGCCCGCUAGCGCCAGCACUCCAUCUGCGAGCUCUAGGACUCCGUCCGCCAGCUCCACGCCAACUGUGUCUCGCAGCCGUGCCGGGUCUAUUUCCAUUUUCCCCCAGUGGUCGCUGUCAUCGAGCGCCUCCACUCCCUUUUCGGCGGGGGUGCACACAGCGAUGCACCCGUCCACAGCGUCCCAGUCGCAGUCUGAGGGCCUCGCCACUCCCUCAUCGACGCGCGUCCGCCUCCACUCGGCAGACAGCUCUCCUGAAGGUCACGUCAACAAAAGCCGUCGGGUCGACCAUUCCGAGUCCACCACGCAUGUUGAGCAGUCCUCCUCGCAGGUCACCAGCCUGCCAUCCGACCAAUCCUCCGCGCCUCCCGGCGCUCCGGAUGAAGAUGUCG